UGUGUUGUUUACUUCCGGGUCGUUCGGUCGUCGCUUGUAGAGCUCAUUGAUGCUCAUGUUUCCAGGAUUGUAAUAGGUAUUUUUGAGUGCCGCCGGACAGCAAUCCUUUAAAAAAAGUAGUGUCUUCAUCCGUGGUGUUUCAUCCGUGCUGCUACCACCACCAUGGCCGAGGAUGUCCAGAAGCACUCAGUCCACACUUUGGUCUUCAGAUCCCUCAAAAGGACGCAUGAUAUGUUUGUGUCCGACCAUGCCAAGUCCAUCGCACUGGAUGACGAAAGCCACAAGAUAAAGAUGGGUGUGAAAAUGAAAGCGGAUUACAAUGCAGUUUUACACAUGCCUGUCCUGAAGGAAGGGAAGGACAGAGUGUCACAUAUUCCUGGCAUGCUGGGACACCCGGGCUACACACCAGGGGAUGACCCAGAAUACCUGCUGACGGGGACUCAUGCUUAUCCAUCUGGACCUGGAGUUGCUUUGACUGCUGACACAAAGAUGCACAGGAACCCAAGCGAGGGAGGACUCCACGCCAUGGCGCUGGCGUUGCCUCCAUCACAAGCCAGGUUGGACGCCAGCCGUACCGCAGCCAGUGUUGGAGACAUCCAUCGACACGCAGGAGCAGCAGAGAGAUCUCACCCUCACUCCACCGCUGUGUCUCUGUUGGAGGGAGGCGGAACCAGAAAUUCUGCUCUUGCGAGGAAAGCGCCAACCAUGCCGAAACCCUCGUGGCAUCCUCCAUGGAAACUGUUUCGGGUCAUCAGUGGUCACCUGGGCUGGGUGAGAUCCAUCGCUGUGGAGCCGGGGAACCAGUGGUUCGUCACAGGCUCUGCUGACAGAACCAUAAAGAUUUGGGACCUGGCCAGCGGGAAGCUGAAGCUCUCUCUGACGGGACACAUCAGUACGGUGCGUGGUGUGGCGGUCAGCAACCGGAGCCCCUACCUGUUCUCCUGUGGAGAAGACAAGCAGGUCAAGUGUUGGGAUCUGGAGUACAACAAGGUCAUCAGGCACUAUCACGGUCACCUGAGUGCUGUGUACGACAUCGACCUCCAUCCGACUAUUGACGUGCUGGUGACGUGCAGCAGAGACGCCACGGCGAGGGUUUGGGACAUCAGGACUAAAGCUAACGUGCACACACUGACCGGCCACACCAACACGGUGGCCACCGUCAGGUGUCAGGCUGCAGAACCACAAGUCAUCACAGGCAGCCACGACUCCACCAUCAGGCUGUGGGAUUUGAUUGCUGGAAAAACCAGAGCAACUCUGACAAACCACAAGAAGUCUGUCCGAACUCUGGCGCUGCAUCCCAGACAAUACACUUUUGCGUCUGGUUCUGCCGAUAACAUCAAGCAGUGGAUGUUCCCAGACGGCAACUUCAUCCAGAACCUGUCGGGCCACAACGCCAUCAUCAACACGCUGGCUGUCAACUCUGAUGGCGUGUUGGUGUCUGGAGCCGACAACGGGACCAUCCACAUGUGGGAUUGGAGGACAGGUUACAAUUUCCAGCGGAUCCACGCCGCCGUGCAGCCCGGAUCUCUGGACAGCGAGUCGGGCAUCUUCGCCUGCAUGUUCGACAACUCUGAGAGCAGACUGAUCACCGCCGAGGCCGACAAGACCAUCAAAGUGUACAAAGAGGACGACACCGCUACAGAAGAAAGCCAUCCAAUCAACUGGAAACCAGAAAUCCUCAAGAGGAAAAGAUUCUAAUGAUUUUUUAUUUGUCCCUUUUGUCACAGUAACAGUGUUUAAUUUUAUUUCUACCAAACUUCCUGUUGUAGAUACACCCGUCAAGUCUUGCUGGCUACUUUUAGUCUAGAUGGAAUUGUCCAAAAAAGUGAAAGUGAGCAGCAUUUAUGGGUACAAGUCAGGAACCGGCCUACU
Centropristis striata (black sea bass) is the source of this 1872-nucleotide messenger RNA. It is a transcript of the gene plrg1, whose product is annotated as pleiotropic regulator 1. Gene Ontology annotation, cellular component: precatalytic spliceosome; catalytic step 2 spliceosome; Prp19 complex. NCBI's taxonomy places the organism in Eukaryota, Metazoa, Chordata, Actinopteri, Perciformes, Serranidae. The coding region runs from base 163 to 1698 and encodes 511 amino acids. Gene Ontology annotation, biological process: mRNA splicing, via spliceosome. The transcript has 15 exons. Gene Ontology annotation, molecular function: protein binding. The record is from RefSeq and is a predicted model, not a curated record.